This is a messenger RNA of Closterium sp. Yama58-4, 1905 nucleotides long. The record is from the annotation of a GenBank genome assembly. NCBI's taxonomy places the organism in Eukaryota, Viridiplantae, Streptophyta, Zygnematophyceae, Desmidiales, Closteriaceae.
AUGGCACACGGUCGGCGCACUGGACGUGGGGGAGGGAAGGCAACGGGAGUUAUUCAUGCUCCGGAUGAUUCUACUCCUCCGCCGAGUGCUGAGCACUCUCCUGAGAAGAGUCCGCUGGUCUCUGCGCAAGCGUCACCGCUGGCUCCUCCGAAAGGCUCUAUUGUGGACGAUGUUGCGAAGACCUCGUUGCAGGAGCGCCUAUCUGCACUUAAAGUCAACGGGCUGAAGGAUAAGACAGUGGAGAGUGUUGACGUUAUGCCUUCGCAGCCUGGCGUGGUGUCGGCAGAAGGCUCGGAUCCGGCUCCAGUGGCUCCAGUGGUGUCUGCAAAGGGCAAGCAGGAGGUUGCGGAGGAAGAAUGGUGGGACAGUGAUGAUGAAGAUGACUUUGAUCCUGUCGCGAUUAACGCUCUGUCGGCUCAAGUCAGCUUCCCGAUUACGCUGAUAGUCCCUAUCGAGUGGGAAGCGGAGGUUCCAAAGCUGAAAGCCACGGUCGUUGCUCACCUCGAUUUUUGGAAGGCGUCGCUGACGGCGGAUGCGCAGUCUACAACGCAGUAUCAAGUUCUGUUGCCUGUGUUUUUGUCGAAGAAGAAGUAUCAUCGGCUUCAAGUUACCUUUCAGCAUGCGCGCGAUGCGGAGUUUGUUUGGAUGCGGACGAUUGAGCAUGAUCUGGGGAAGGGAGCUACUCUCAAGCUCGACUGGCAACACCCUGAGAACGCGGCUUACAACACCCUUCCGGACCUGAAGAACAUUCUGGUGAUGGGGGAUUUAAACGUCGUAGAGGAUCCAGAGAUCGACAAAUCCACUGGCUUAGGUUCAGCGGCGGAGAAUCGGCGGCUGAUGAGUUUUUGGGCGCGCACUUCUCUCACGGACGCUUUCCGCUAUGUGCAUCCUGGGAAGCGGGAGUACACUUUCCACGCAAAAGGUCAAGGUGCAAAGAGAAAGGGCGUCAGGGAGAAGGUGAAGCAGGUGCUACGCGACACCCGUGGGGACCUGGCAGAAAUACUCCCGAGGCUGUCGUCCUGUCUGAGGGCUUAUUCGCGAGAAGAAAGGAAGCGGAUUAAGGCGACUAAGGCGCAUCUGGAGCGGGAGGUGGAGGUGUUCCGCAGCAGACUGUCACGGAAACCGGGGUGUCGGCGCACAGGGGCGAUUCUGCUCAAGAAGGAAGAGCUGCUGAACGCAUACGAGAAGCGUCACAUGGAGAACCUGCAGGCGUGGGCCGGCAUCAAAUCAGAGUUAGAUGGGGAGGCGACAACAGGUUUUCUGUCUGGGAAAGUUAAGGCACGAAAGGCGAAAACGGAGGUUCACGAGGUUAAGCUUAAGGGGAAAGUCUUUAUUGGAGCAAGAGAAGUACUGGUGGCGGCGACGGAGUUUUUCAAAGACUCCUUUGGCGGCGACGAUAUUUCAGACGGUGGGGACGUGGAGUCUGACCCACUGCAACGUACCAUCAGUGAGGCGAGCAAGGAAGCCCUCAGAGCACCGUGGUCAGAAGAGGAGGUGCGGAUGGCGGUGCGAGAGCUGGCCUCGGGGAAAUCACCGGGGCAGGAUGGCCUGCCCAAGGAGCUGUUCAAACACAACUGGGAGCUGCUGGAGCCAGUUCUGAUGCACACAGUCUACAAAAUCUUAGCGAAGGUUCUUGCGACGAGGCUGAAAAAAGUGUUGCACGAAGAAAUUUCGGAGGACCAGGUUGGUUUCUUACCGGGGCGGAAGCUGGCAGACUCGAUCAUGGUUGUAGCGAAUGCCAUCGAAGCAGGUGUCAGCGGCAGGGAGGACUUGUAUCUGCUGAUGAUUGACUUCCGUAAGGCUUUCAACUCCAUAUCGCGGCCCUUUCUUUUCCGUACGCUGAGAAGGAUGGGUAUUCCGGAGGAAUUUGUCGCCUGGGCGGAGGGAUUGCACAGGUUCACGUGA